Molecule: messenger RNA, 1631 nt
Organism: Arachis stenosperma
Lineage: Eukaryota; Viridiplantae; Streptophyta; Magnoliopsida; Fabales; Fabaceae
Product: ATP-dependent Clp protease ATP-binding subunit CLPT1, chloroplastic-like
Exons: 9
Coding region: 1-1326 (441 amino acids)
Source: RefSeq, a predicted model, not a curated record
AUGGAUGUUACCUUUGAUGAACGAUCUAUAGUAGUUUUGUCUAAAGAUACGAUGCCAGAUGAUGAUGAUGUUGGAAAAACCUCAAAUACUCAAGUGGUGGAGAUAGAGUCUAAAUACCAACAAAUAGAUUCUAAUAAUGUUCAGGUGGAGCAUCCUAAUACUACUCGAGAUGAUACAGAGGAUGAACUUGAUCAUGAGGAGAUUCAGCGAGAAAAUGCACAUUGGAGGAUGAUGAGCCGGCCACCUUCAAACAUACUAUCAAAGACAAAGAUAGAGAAAGUUGGUUGGUCGCCAUGGAAGGUGGUUCCGUUGACCGUAGGAAACACUGCAAUUGGUUGUAAAUGGGUGUAUAAAAAAAAGAAGAUCCUAUUAAGUCAGAUGGGUGAUCUAGAGUUGGAACAGCUAAAUGUAAAGACAGCUUUCUUGCAUUGUGACUUUGAGGAAGAAAUUUACAUGUAUCAACUUGAGGGUUUCAAGGUUGAGGGUAAAGAAAAUCAGAAUCCAAAACCUCCUCCUUUUUCUUCUUCUUACUUCAUCUUCCAACCCCUUUUCGCUAAUUCACAUAAUCUCUCUCUCUCUCUCUCUCUCUCUCUCUCUCCAAUGGCUUCCAUUCCCACCCUUUCCUCUUCUUCUAUACCUUCAAUCUCUCCUAAUAAUGUUUCAAACCCCACCAACAACAACAAUAAUCUACACUUCACCUCUCUCUUCGGAACCAGAAUCACCAUUCAUCGCCUCUCUCCAAUCCCUCCAUUCCCCUCAGUGAGUUGCCGCACCCGUGCCACCACUGCAACGGUGUCCUUUAGUCUUCCCACCACGAAACCCAAGGCGGAUACAAUUGACAAAACGCCACAGUGGUCGGCGAGGUCUAUAAAGUCUUUUGCUAUGGCAGAAUUGGAAGCCAGGAAGCUGAAGUAUCCCAACACAGGAACCGAAGCGCUUCUCAUGGGGAUUUGCGCUACAUUUUGUAUUCUUUUAGGAACAAGUAAAGCUGCAAAAUUCUUGAGAGCCAAUGGAAUUUCUCUUUUCAAAGUACGGGAAGAAACAGUAGAGCUACUUGGGAAAUCUGACCUGUAUUUCUUUAGCCCUGAGCAUCCUCCAUUGACCGAACCAGCUCAGAAAGCCCUUGACUGGGCUGUGGAUGAGAAAUUGAAGUCAGGUGAUGGAGGCGAAAUAACCGUGACUCAUUUACUUCUUGGAGUUUGGGCCCAAGAAGGAUCAGCAGGUCGCCAGAUCUUGUCCACUUUAGGUUUCAAUGAUGAAAAAGCCAAAGAACUUGCCAAAGAAAUUAAUGAAGAUGUUGAUUUGAGCUUUAAGAAGCAAGCUUGAGAAAUUCCUUGAAAGUAGAUUGAUAGCUUUUGAUCCCUGGCAUUGCAAGUUCCUUGAGAAAAUUAACUGUACUCUCCUUUGUUACAAGUUCCUGCAUUGAUGUGCUUGACAUGUAUGUCAAAUACUGUUGUACACUAAUUGGAGAUGAUGCUUUUUCUCAUUCUUUUUUGUUUCAAGUUUUGAGGAGGUCAAAAUUUUAAGUAGCUUUUUAUGGCUUAAUCUUAGUCUCACACUGCUUUACAUUUCCUUGUAAGUUGUAACAACUUUUUGAAUUUUAGUUCUAUUAUUUUAUACCUUUUUCCUUA